Molecule: messenger RNA, 2175 nt
Organism: Impatiens glandulifera
Lineage: Eukaryota; Viridiplantae; Streptophyta; Magnoliopsida; Ericales; Balsaminaceae
Product: transcription factor EGL1
Exons: 7
Coding region: 321-1916 (531 amino acids)
Molecular function (GO): protein dimerization activity
Source: RefSeq, a predicted model, not a curated record
ACACCCAGCUAAAGAAUUCGGUCUGUUUUAGUGAAAGCAAUCUGUUCAUAUUUACAAGUACAUAAAGGAGCAAUUAAUUGUUUCAGUUUUUUCCUCAUUUCAUUCAUUAGUUGAUCUUACAGUCAUCAUAAAUCAUUACUCUAUCUCUUUCAUCAUUCCACCAUUAAUUUCAAAAAGAUUGUAGUAGUAGAAGAAGACCCAUUAAUUUUAACACAGUGUCAGCUGAAAAAAUGGAAACUUUUUCCCUUCUUCUUCUUUUGGUCUGAACUUAUUAAGUUGUGGGUUUUUUCACCUGUCUUAAAAACAGAAUCUUACUACUAAUGGCUGCCGGAGAUGAUAUCCGGGAAGGAAUGUUGCCGGAGAAUCUUAAAACACAGCUUGCUAUAGCUGUUAGAAGCAUUCGGUGGAGCUAUGCUAUUUUCUGGUCGAUUUCGCCGUCUUCAAACAACGAAGGAGUAUUAGAAUGGAGAGAAGGGUAUUACAAUGGAGACAUUAAAACGAGGAAAACAGUUCAAGCUGUAGACUUUAACACAGAUCAUAUGGGUUUAUUGAGAAGUGAACAAUUGAAAGAACUUUUCCAAUCUCUAUCAGCAAAUGAGACCAACCCACAAACCAAAAGACCGACAGCCGCCUUAUCACCUGAAGAUCUCACCGAUACAGAGUGGUAUUACCUCGUUUGCAUGUCCUUCGUCUUCAACAUCGGUCAAGAGUUGCCGGGAAGUACAUUUGCCAACGGUCAGCCCAUUUGGCUGUGCAAUGCUCAUUCUGCUGACAGCAAAAUAUUCGGUCGAUCUCUGUUGGCUAAGAGUGCGUCUAUUCAGACUGUGGUGUGUUUUCCAUAUUUGGGAGGUGUCAUUGAGCUGGGCGUAACCGAGAUGGUUCAAGAAGAUUCCAGUCUGAUUGAACAUGUUAAAACAGCCUUCUUGAACAAUUAUCCUUCUAGAAAUGUUGGAAGAAAUGAAGACAUGAUGAUGAUAGUUGAUAGCGAUGGAUUUCCAUCGGACUGCUGUGAUCUAGCAAUGGACCGCUCGUUCAUAGUUGAAGAAGAAAUCAGCAAUUGCAUGCACAACGUUACGAGUUCGAGCGAGUGCAUAUCUCACGGUUUGAAGAACACAAACGACUUCAGUUGUUAUUCAAUCAACGAAAUCGACGAACUAGAUCUUAUCGAAACUCGCCAAGAUAACCACUACAAAGGUGUCGUUGCGUCCUUGUUGAAUAGCUCUCGUCGUUUUAGAAAACUUAAAAAUCAAGAAUCUAGUUUCGUCGGAUGGAACAAACUACUCCAGCCAGAUCAUAUACCUCGAACCGGAGUUUCCCAAAGAGUAUUGAAGAAAAUUCUAAUGGACGUGCCACAAAUGUCGUCGAAGAAAAACAAUGAAAACAAUUCUAGCCAUACAUUAUCCGAAAGGAGAAGAAGAGAAAGAAUAAACGAAAGAUUCUCUGUUCUUGAAUCAUUGAUCCCAUCUACAAGCAAAGUUGACAAAGUUUCUAUACUCGAUAACACUAUCGGGUAUCUAAAAGAACUCGAGAAAAGGGUGGAGGGAUUAGAAUCUAGGACAAAAAGGAAGCACAGUGAAACCUCAGAGAAUACAUCCGACAACUACGAAAACAACAAAAGGAAACUCGGGGCUAUAACAGAAACAACGUUUGAAAAUUGUUCAAGCGAUAAAGUAAAGGUAACCGUGGAAGAGGAGAAGAAGGAUGUGGUGAUUGAGAUAAGAUGCGUGUGGAGGGAAUCUUUGUUCGUCGAGAUUAUGGAUGCGAUGGGGCGUCUCCAUUUGGAUUCUCGUUCAGUUCAAUCUAGUAAUACCGACGGUUUAUUGUCCAUGACCAUCAUUUCCAAGUUUAAAGGAUCUAUGGCUGGUUCAGCAGGAAUGGUGACAGAAGUACUUCAGAGAGUUGUAUGGAAGAGAUGAAGAUCAUCACUAGCUAAUUACAACUCUUAGAUUUGUUUAUCUUGUUAGUUACCUUCUGCAUGUAAUUCCUUGUUACAAUAAUAAUGUUGAGCUUUUUCUACUAAAUAAACCCUAGUUAGGAGAGAUUAAUAAUUUAGUGUUUUUGACUAAAAAUGGAUCUAUUUGUGUGUUACACUAUUGUGAAUAAACCCUAAUCCCUAAUACUAAUGCAUUUAAGAGCUCAAUGUAAAAAUAGAAAUAAAUAUACACUUCCAAGAUA